Messenger RNA from Cicer arietinum (chickpea), 1833 nucleotides. NCBI's taxonomy places the organism in Eukaryota, Viridiplantae, Streptophyta, Magnoliopsida, Fabales, Fabaceae. The record is from RefSeq and is a predicted model, not a curated record.
AUGUCCCCAUUAGAAUUGAGUGAGUUGAAAAACCAAUUAGAGGACCUGAUAACCAAGCAAUUUAUCAGACCAAGUGUGUCUCCCUGGGGAGCCCUUGUGCUCUUGGUAAAGAAGAAGGAUGGUAGUAUGAGAUUAUGCAUAGAUUAUAGAAAAUUGAAUAAAGUGACCAUCAAGAAUAAGUACCCUCUGCCCAUAAUUGAUGACCUUUUAGAUCAAUUAGGAGGAGCUACUGUGUUUUCCAAAAUUGACUUGAGAUCAGGGUACCACCAAAUCAGAAUAAAAUCCAAGGAUGUACCAAAAACUGCCUUUAGAACUAGGCACAGAAAACUUUAUGCCAAACCAAGCAAAUGUGAGUUUUGGAUGUUAGAAGUAAAGUUUCUAGGUCAUGUGAUCAAUAAGAAAGGAGUGGCAGUGGAUCCCUCCAAAGUAGAGGCAGUGCUGAAAUGGGAACAUCCUAGGAAUGUGAAAGAGGUUAGGAGUUUCUUAGGACUAGCGGGAUAUUAUAGGAGAUUCAUUAGGAAAUUCUCCCAAAUUGCCCUGCCGUUGACCAGACUGACUAGGAAGGACCAGCCCUUUGUGUGGGAUCAAAAAUGUGAAAAGAGUUUUCAGAAUCUUAAGACCAAGUUAACCACUGCUUCUGUGCUAGCCAUACCAGAUCCAACCUUAAGAUUUGAAGCGUAUUGUGAUGCAUCCCUGAAAGGUUUAGGUUGUGUAUUGAUGCAAAACAACCAAGCAGUGGCUUAUGUUUCAAGACAACUAAAACCUCAUGAGGGAAACUAUCCCACUCAUGACCUAGAAUUGGCCGCCAUAGUGUUUGCCUUGAAGAUCUGGAGACAUCAUUUGUAUGGAGCACAAUUUGAUAUUUUCAGUGAUCACAAGAGCCUAAAGUAUCUCUUUAACCAGAGGGAACUUAACAUGAGGCAAAAAAGGUGGGUGGAGUUUUUGAAGGAUUAUGAAUUUGAACUGAAAUACCAUCCAGGCAAGGCCAAUGUAGUAGCUGAUGCAUUGAGCAGAAAAUCCCUACAUAUGUCUCAUCUGAUGAUCCAAGAACUUGCACUGUUGGAAAACCUUAGAGACUUGAACCUAAUAAAGUCAAACUACAACACCCUCAAACUAGACAAGUUAUUCAUUAAGGAAAUAGUGAGGUUGCAUGGGGUGCCUUUUAGUAUCAUAUCAGAUAGGGACCCUAAGUUUACCUCCAUGUUUUGGAAGGCAUUUCAAAAGUCUCUAGGAACUAGACUACACCUUAGUACUUCCUACCAACCCCAAACUGAUGGUCAAACCGAAAGAACCAUUCAGACUCUAGAGGAUAUGCUGAGAGCUUGCAUUUUAAAGGAAGGAGGAAACUGGGAUACACAUUUGCCUCUGGUAGAGUUUUCCUACAACAAUAGUUACCAUGCCAGCAUUGGCAUGGCACCUUAUGAGGCUUUGUAUGGAAGAAAAUGUAGGACACUGUUAUGUUGGUCAGAAGUAGGGGACAAGGGGAUCGUAGGUCCUGAAGUUAUCCAAGAGACCACUGAAAAGAUUAAGGUAAUUAAGGAUAAAUUAAAGAUAGCCCAAAGCAGGCAAAAGAGCUAUGUUGAUAUCAGGAGAAGACCUUUAGAGUUUGAGGAAGGAGAUCACGUUUUUUUGAGAGUUACCCCCACCAUUGGCAUUGGAAGAGUGCUAAAGGUCAAGAAGUUAAACCCUCGUUUUGUUGGACCCUUUCAAAAAUUGCUGAGGAUUGGUCCCUCUGCAUACAGAAUAGCCUUGCCACCCAAACUAUCCAAUCUGCACAAUGUUUUUCACGUCUCCCAGUUAAAGAAAUACAUUCCUAAUCCUCACCAAAUUUAG